UGGCCGAUCAGCUGAGGAAUCCGCGAUGUCUGUUGACAGCGGCGGCUGUGGUGGCUGCGGUGCGGCCGGUUCCGGGUUAGGCGCGGGGCGGGGGAUGUGAAUCCGAUGGAGCAGCCCCGGGAAGGCGAGCAGCCGCCGCAGCAGCAGCCGUGGGGGAGGCUCCUCCGCUUGGGCGCCGGGGACGGCGAGCCGCACGUCCUCCUGAGGAAGCGGGAGUGGACCAUCGGGCGGAGGAGAGGUUGUGACCUUUCAUUCCCCGGCAAUAAACUGGUCUCUGGAGAUCACUGUAAAAUUAUAGUGGAUGAAAAAUCUGGUCAGGUGUCACUAGAAGAUACCAGCACCAAUGGAACAGUAAUUAACAAGCUGAAGGUUGUUAAGAAGCAGACCUGCCCUUUGCAGACGGGGGAUGUCAUCUACUUGGUGUACAGGAAGAAUGAGCCAGAACACAAUGUGGCAUACCUCUAUGAAUCUUUAAAUGAGAAGCAGGACAUCACACAAGACUCCUUUGAAGCCAAUAAAGAGAAUGUGUUCCGUGUGACCAAAGAUACCUCAGGUGCAGGGCAAGGUGACGACCCCCAGGUCCUGCCGUCAUCGCCCACCACUCAGGCGUGCUUUGAGGAACCACAGCCAUCAACGUCCACAUCAGACCUCUUCCCCACGGCUUCUACCUCUUCCAUGGAGCCCACCUCUGCAGGGCAAGCACCUUCCUCCAGUUCUGCUUCCAGAGAUGCAUACAUCUCCCCAAAAGAGUGUGGUCCAUCUGUGGCAAGUGAUGAAAUCCCCAUCUUUCCUUCAGCUCUGCCAGACAGAGAGGAUGCAUCCUUUUCUCUGUCGGAACCCCAGGAUCAGGAGGAUUUGGAGCCCAUCAGGAAGAAAAUGAAAGGAGGUGGGGACCCUGACCUGACCCUGCAGUUCUUGGUUGCAGACCAGUGUAGAGACACCCACACCACCCUUGGGAAUGUUAGAUCUGAGGCUGUGAAGCCUGACAAGAUGGAGGAGACACUCACAUGCAUCAUCUGCCAGGACCUGCUGCAUGAUUGUGUGAGCCUGCAGCCCUGCAUGCACACCUUCUGUGCAGCCUGCUACUCAGGCUGGAUGGAGCGUUCUACCUGGUGUCCCACCUGCCGCUGUCCAGUCGAGAGGAUCUGUAAAAACCACAUCCUGAACAACCUGGUGGAGGCCUACCUUCUCCAGCACCCAGACAAGAGUCGCAGCGAGGAAGAUGUGCGGAGCAUGGCUGCCAGGAACAAGAUCACUCAAGACAUGUUGCAACCCAAGGUCAGAAGGUCUUUCUCUGAUGAGGAGGGCAGUUCGGAAGAUCUGCUGGAGCUGUCAGAUGUGGACAGUGAAUCAUCCGAUGUUAGCCAGCCGUACAUUGUAUGCAGGCAGUGCCCUGAGUACCGGAGGCAGGGUGGGCAGGCCCUCCCCUGCCCAGGGCCUAACAGUGAGCCAGGGGUACCACAGGCUGCUGGGGAUGCACCGUCGACCUCCACCAGUGUCAAGACAGCCCAGGAUUAUGUGUGCGCCCUGCAAGGAAGCCAUGCCAUAUGCACCUGCUGCUUCCAGCCCAUGCCCGACCGAAGGGCAGAACGUGAGCAGGACCCCCGCAUCGCCCCCCAGCAGUGUGCCGUUUGCCUUCAGCCUUUCUGCCACCUGUACUGGGGCUGCGCCCGGGCGGGCUGCCUUGGCUGCCUGGCCCCAUUCUGUGAGCUAGACCUGGGCGACAGGUGUCUGGACGGGGUUCUGAGCAACAACCACUACGAGUCAGACGUCCUGAAGAAUUAUCUGGCAACCAGGGGUUUGACGUGGAAAAAUAUGUUGACAGAAAGUCUGGUGGCUUUGCAGAGGGGAGCGUUUUUACUAUCUGAUUACAGAAUCACGGGGAACACCGUGCUGUGUUACUGCUGUGGCCUGCGGAGCUUCCGAGAGCUGACCUACCAGUAUCGGCAGAACAUCCCUGCUUCUGAGUUGCCAGUGGCUGUAACAUCCCGUCCUGAUUGCUAUUGGGGGCGCAACUGCCGCACUCAGGUGAAGGCCCACCAUGCAAUGAAAUUCAAUCAUAUCUGUGAACAGACAAGGUUCAAGAACUAAGCAUCUAGGAGGCACGAAGGUGGCCUGGGGAUAUUGGAGGUUAAUGACAGCAUGUUUCAGAAAAUACUGGAUACAAACAUUCUACGGGCAUUUUACCACCCCCAGGGCGUUCUGGGGGUCUCUGCGUCCGGCAGGUGGCUCUUGUGGGGCAAGACCUUCUCAGUGAGACCUCCCAGCCCCACCCCAGCAGCCUGGGAGCCCUGGGCAGCACGAUGCACCCCUCCUCUGAGGAGGACGUGCUCGGGGACGCCUGGAGCACUUGAAGCAGAGGAACCGCUGUCUGAUGUCCCCUCCCAAAACUAUGCUUAACAUAGACAUCUCUCUCCAAGAAAUCUUUUGUGGGAGAAAAAAGGAAAGUCUGUUGUUUAAGGGAAAGGGAGCAAAAGUUUACAGCCUGCAGGGUGCACCCGAGCGUCCUGCUGUGGGGAAAGCCACAGCAUCUUAGGCUUUUUUGUAAUAGGUUUGGUGCUUAUCUUUUAGUAAGAUUUAUCACAAACUGUAGCACAAGUAAUAUAAUUUAUAAUUUACAAAUUGACUAAAAUUGGGAUAGUAGAAUAUUUGAAAGAAUAAACAUGUUUCCGUUUAUUAAAAAAGAAAAAAUGAUGUCCAGAACCGCUAACCCUAGACACCCAGCAUUAAGUGCGUGGCCUUGUCCCAGGAGGGCAGAGGACGGGGAGCACUUGCCAGGAAGCGAAGCUUUGGUGCCUACUUCUUAUUCUGUGGGCAUAGCUGCAGGCCUCACUGAGCCGCCCCCAUGCCCCACCACCCUCACUUCCUCCCUGCUAAUGCCCCAGCCUCGGGAGCAGCUCCUUCCACAGAAGUGCGAGGGACCUUUGCCUCCACUAGUCCUGUCCUGCGUUGGGUUUGCCAUGUCAUCUGGAAUAAUACUUGAAGUUUUGUUCUUUGUUAAAAAGAAAAAUGUUUUUUAUCUUUUGUUGAGAUCAUCUAUUAUUUUUGUUUGCAAAAUUGUAACUUUUUGCUUCUCAGGAAUAGGAUUUUCAACUGUUGUCUUGCUCUUGAUACAGACUCUGAGAAGCAGCACCGUGUUUAUGGAAGAGGCCUCCUCCUCCCUGCAUUCUAAUAAACAAGCCGUGUCUGUUUCUCUUCCCACA
Molecule: messenger RNA, 3203 nt
Organism: Nyctereutes procyonoides (raccoon dog)
Lineage: Eukaryota; Metazoa; Chordata; Mammalia; Carnivora; Canidae
Gene: CHFR
Product: checkpoint with forkhead and ring finger domains
Exons: 18
Coding region: 106-2091 (661 amino acids)
Biological process (GO): protein ubiquitination; mitotic cell cycle checkpoint signaling; ubiquitin-dependent protein catabolic process
Cellular component (GO): nucleus
Molecular function (GO): ubiquitin-protein transferase activity; protein binding
Source: RefSeq, a predicted model, not a curated record